AAGAGUCAGAGUGUGUUAGAGAAGAACCUGUAUUUGGUGUUAUGGAAUCAGUGACUUCUUCUAGUCGCAGAUCCUCAUCAUCAUAUCGUUACAGCACAUCCAGUAGUUUUCGGUCUGAAAGUUCAAGGGCUGGAUCAUGUGACUCCUUGGAUGCCCUCUUGGAGCCUUUUCUCGACUCCCAAGAUUCUUCCAGCUUUUUUUGUGAAGAGGGCCACGGGGGCCCCACUUGCCACCAGGCCCCAUUUGGCGAGAACAGAAGAUCCUCUUACGGGCACAAUGCUCCAGUAGGUGGCCCAAUGCCAGUUUGUCAGACCAAUGCUGGAGGCGUACAACAAGUAGAAGACAGCUACAAUGUAUCUGCUGAUGUCAGCCAGUUUGAGCCGCAUGACGUUGUGGUGAUGGCAUACAACCACCAUGUAGUCAUUCACGCUGAGAAGGUCAAGGAUGAUGGGAGUGUCAGUGACACAUUCACCCAUAAAUCCCUGUUUCCGAAGGACAUGAACCCCCUUUCAGUCUGUGCGACCUUUAACCAUGAUGGUAUCAUGGUUGUUAGUGUCCGACGGGCUAACUCUACAGAUUGUCAAGAUCAUCUGCCUGUCCCAACUUACCGCAGUGAAGCUUUCCUUUAACCAUAAAACCCAAAACUACACCUAGAUUUUGAGUACCGUAUUUUUCGGACGAUAAGUCGCAGUUUUUUUCAUAGUUUGGCUGGGGGUGGUACCUAUACUCAGGAGCGACUCAUGUGUGAAAUUAUUAACACAUUAUGAUAUAAUUUCACAUGUUAUUUUGGAGUGACACUGAUGGUUUGGUAAACUUGUUAGCAUGUUCUUUAAGCUAUAGUUAUCUGAAUAAUUCUUAAUAGCUAUGGCCAUGUUCGCGUUCUGUCUUUGGCAAUGUGUGUUCAAUUGUAUUAUUGACUUUUUUUAUAUUGAAAUGCAUUCUUUUAGAUUGUGGCGCUUUCACGCCCAAGUGGGGGCGCAUUUGCACAUGUUUACGUGAAGAAGAGCGCUCACACGCCAGAAGAAGGUGGACAGCUACGCAGUGUCUGAGCGAGUGGGCGAGAGAGAGAGAGAGAGAGA
Molecule: messenger RNA, 1079 nt
Organism: Corythoichthys intestinalis (scribbled pipefish)
Lineage: Eukaryota; Metazoa; Chordata; Actinopteri; Syngnathiformes; Syngnathidae
Product: heat shock protein beta-7-like
Exons: 3
Coding region: 42-629 (195 amino acids)
Cellular component (GO): cytoplasm; nucleus
Source: RefSeq, a predicted model, not a curated record